Glycine soja is the source of this 2225-nucleotide messenger RNA. Its product is annotated as E3 ubiquitin-protein ligase RFI2-like. The transcript has 6 exons. Gene Ontology annotation, molecular function: ubiquitin-protein transferase activity. Lineage: Eukaryota; Viridiplantae; Streptophyta; Magnoliopsida; Fabales; Fabaceae. The record is from RefSeq and is a predicted model, not a curated record. The coding region runs from base 275 to 1594 and encodes 439 amino acids.
AAGCAAUUAGAGUUAAAAAAAAUAUUUAAAGUCAACGGGAAGGUGAAGGCACCGGCAAUGAAUCGCAACCGUCGGUAAAGUUGAUUGGACAAGAGUUAUCGGGAGUCAGAGGAAGAAUCCAACGAAAUAAAAAUUCAAUCUUGUUCAUCCCCAAGACUUGAGAUCUCAGAUUACAAUCCUUUUUCCUUUGUUUUCUCAUCCCUGUCCUAACUCCAUUUCAUUUAAACGCCGUCGUUCCCUCUCUCGCUCUUGUUCCGAUUUUAGGGUUUUUCUAAUGGGUCUCGGUAACGAUGAAGAAGAGGACAAUAACAACAACAAUAAUAAUAAUAAGAAUAACAAUGAUAAGGUUGUGGAUGACGGAGAUGCUGGAGGAGGAAAGUCUUUCGGUUCAGUGUCGUGUUCCAUUUGCCUCGAGGUUGUUGCCGAUAAUGGGGAUAGAUCCUGGUCUAAGCUUCAAUGCGGUCAUCAAUUUCAUCUCGAUUGCAUUGGUUCGGCAUUCAACAUAAAAGGAGCAAUGCAGUGCCCUAAUUGUCGGAAGAUUGAGAAAGGUCAAUGGCUAUAUGCUAAUGGUUGUCGGUCAUAUCCUGAAUUUAGCAUGGAUGAGUGGACUCACGAUGAGGACCUUUAUGAUCUUAGCUACUCUGAGAUGUCCUUUGGAGUUCAUUGGUGCCCUUUUGGCAACCUGGCACGACUUCCAUCAUCCUUUGAGGAAGGGGAGUUUUCGUCUUCUGCAUAUCAUGAUGUAUUGGGACAACAUGCUAUAUUUGCUGAACAUACAGCUGUGUCAUCUGCCAGUCAUCCUUGCCCGUAUAUUGCUUACUUUGGACCAAUACAUCCAUCCUCCUCGAAUUCGGGUGGAACUGUAUCAGAAGCUUCAAACUUCAACCAUUGGAAUGGUUCAUCUGUGCCCAGUGACAUGCCAACUUCCUACACAUUUCCUGCUGUGGAUCUUCAUUAUCACAGUUGGGAACACCACUCCCCUCCUUUCUCUACAGCAAGUAGUCGUCUAGUUGCUGCUGAUCAGCCAUCAGUAUCCCCUGGUAGUCAAAGGCCAGCCAGGGGUGGUUCGGAUGUACCAAGAUCAGGAUCUUUUAUGCAUCCCUUCCUUGUUGGUCACAGUUCUGCUGCCAGAGUGGGGAGCUCGGUUGCUUCCUCAAUGAUCCCUCCUUAUCCUGGUAGCAAUGCUCGGACCCGUGAUAGAGUCCAGGCUCUUCAGGCGUACUAUCAACCACAGCAACCUCCUAAUUCAACCACAAUGCGGACACCUAUUGCUUCUGGCACCCGAAGAUCCAGUAGUCAUAAUGGAUCUCCUCAAUUAGCCCCAAUAACCACAUCGUCAGACCAAAGUGGUGGCUUCUUUCUUAUCCCAUCAAGUUCAUCAGGACACAAUUUUCAAGAAGAAAAUCAUCAUCUACCAAAUCACUUCCAUGCUUGGGAAAGAGACCACUUGCCUUCGUUGUCAUUGAGCCAUGUCGAUAGAGAUUCAGGUUGGAGAGCGUACCACCAGGCCACCAGCCGGUCAGACCCAGGUACCAGGUCCAGCAGCUUUCGUUUGAGGCAUGGAUCGGAUAGAACGCCUUCACAAAAUCGGUAAUACACUUGUAUCCUGUUCACUGUGAAGCAAACUACCAUUACUAUGGAAAAUUAUGUAUGCUUUGAAAAAUGUUACAUAUUGCUUUGGCACUUUGGCCUUUGGGUCUGUCCUGUUAUGACAGUAUAUACUCUGGCUGGCCUUGGAAUUGAUUUUUCCAUAGCCACCAGUGUGAUGGACAUUUGCUUCCUCUAGUUUUAUUUGCCCUGGUGGGCAUAAAAUAAGAUGGUGUAUCUAGUUGGGGAAAUCAGGUUUUGGAAGAAAUACUGGGGCGUUGUGAUUUCAAGUGAUGAUGAAUCAAGUGGAUGAAAGCAGCUGUGGUUGGAUUUGUAGUGGGUCAACUAUUUAUGUUUGAUAAUGACACUCAUGCAAUUGCUGUGUAUUUGAGAAUACAAGUACUUUUACUUCUACCCCAUGGCAAGAGUGAUUUGUAAACUGUUGUGCAAUUGUUGAGCCAAGGUAUGGUAUUGAAACUCGCAUGAGAAGGACCAUACCUGGGAAUAAUGGAAGUUCAAAGGCUGGUUUUAAAACAAUCAUAUAUGUGGUUUUCUUUAUCAUUUCUAUUAGUGGUGUAACGUCAGGUGGCGCAUAUACAAUUUUCUUGUUUCCUUGGAAAGAUUUUUUUUUUUAUUUU